Messenger RNA from Rhinocladiella mackenziei CBS 650.93, 477 nucleotides. RefSeq lists its product as uncharacterized. The transcript has a single exon. The coding region runs from base 1 to 477 and encodes 158 amino acids. The record is from RefSeq and is a predicted model, not a curated record. NCBI's taxonomy places the organism in Eukaryota, Fungi, Ascomycota, Eurotiomycetes, Chaetothyriales, Herpotrichiellaceae.
AUGCCUUCUCAAAGAUUCAACACGGCACGCGCCUUUACGUCGAGCUACGAGAACUUCGACCUUGACACCAUGUUGGGUGUGAGGUCGCCCGAGUGCAAGCAUUCGUUCAUCACGGCCGGGGGCGAAUAUCCCAUCAUGAGCAACUCCCAAUUUGCCGCCUUCUAUGAACCGAUCCGGCCGUUGCUCGAGCGAAGUACGUUUCACAUCGAGCGGGCGAUCGAAGACGACAAGGCCAACGAAAUGGCGCUGUGGUGCAGCAUCGAAAUUCACUUCAAGAACAAGGCGGUCCAGCCCUACCGGGGCCACUAUGUUUUCCUGUUGGAGUUCAGCGCCGACGAGAAGACGGUGACCAUGGUUCGCGAAGUCGUCGACCGCGUUGGCGCCGGCGAAUACAUGGACAAGGUCAAGCAGGCCAGGGAGUUGACGAGGGGCACUGGCGACGAGAUGGCCAGUAAAACCGAGAGCAGCAAUCUGUGA